Molecule: messenger RNA, 1190 nt
Organism: Cricetulus griseus (Chinese hamster)
Lineage: Eukaryota; Metazoa; Chordata; Mammalia; Rodentia; Cricetidae
Source: RefSeq, a predicted model, not a curated record
GGGCCUCCAGGAAGAAGAACUUCAGCUCUCAGACUGGUUUAACCCCAGGACACUGUUUCGAAGAGCAAGGGUAUGCUCACUGGUAUUGGUGUGUGGAGAUGGAGAGCAAGUCUCAAACCUUCCUCUUCACGGUGCUGGUGGCUGAUGGCGGGGAAGAAGUGUGGGUAAGCACUGAGCAAACGAAUGCCCUCAAUAACCUGCUGCUCUUUGUACCAGGGGCCUCCAGGAAGAAGAACUUCAGCUCUCAGACUGGUUUAACCCCAGGACACUGUUUCGAAGAGCAAGGGUAUGCUCACUGGUAUUGGUGUGUGGAGAUGGAGAGCAAGUCUCAAACCUUCCUCUUCACGGUGCUGGUGGCUGAUGGCGGGGAAGAAGUGGUAAGGAGACGUGUGGAAGUCAUCACCACCACGAACUGGCUGGCUCCAGUCGUAUGGGAAGGCACGUUUGACAGAGAGGUCCUGGAGAAAUAUUACAGAAAGUGGAACAUCUCCGUGGGCUUGGCUGUGUUUGCUGUUGGCCGCAUCACUGACCAGUACCUGGACCCAUUCUUGCAAUCUGCCAGCAAGUUCUUCAUGCCUGGGUAUAGUGUGAUCUUCUACAUCAUGGUGGAUAGACACAUGCAGCUACCUAAAAUGAACUACAACCCUCUGCAUUCCUUUCAAAUACACAUCAUAGGUGAAGAGAGAUGGUGGAACAACUUGGACCUGAUGCGCAUGAAACUCUUGGCCGAGCACAUCCAUGAGCACAUCAGAUAUGAGGUGGAUUACCUCUUCAGCAUGAGCGCCAACCUGGUCUUCCAGAAUGAGUUUGGGGUGGAGACCCUGAGCACGUCUGUAGCCCAGCUCCAUGCUUGGUGGUAUUUCCGGAAGACAAAUGACCUUCCCUAUGAGAGGAGACCUAUGUCAGCAGCCUACAUUCCCUUUGGCCUGGGGGACUUUUAUUACUCUGGCGCCAUUAUAGGGGGAGUGCCCUUUCAUGUUCUGGACUUGACUCAGGAAUACUUGAAAGCUGUUGUUUUGGAUGCAGAAAAUGGACUUAACAGCACCUAUGAGAAAUACCUCAACAAAUAUUUUUACCUCAACAAACCCACCAAAAUUCUAUCCCCAGAGUACUGCUGGGACUCAACCUUCAAAACCCCUCGGCAAGUGUGGUACAUGAAGAUUGCUCAGUAUCCUAUGGACAGCUUAUGA